AUAACUCUCCUACAGCCACCACAAAUUCUAAAACGAAAUGCUCAAAUCUGAAAACAAACUGCCGUCAUUACAGUUCGGUUCAUACACAACAGCCAGCUGGUCCUGUACGUGAGAUCCAAAUAGAUCCCUAUAUAAUAUUGGAUGAUGAACUUAAAUAUUUUUAUGAUGAUGUUAGAGAUUUACUUGCACAAGGUACAAGUCAAGCUGAACUUGAUAAAAUCGCCACAUACUACUUCGAUGGCCAGGGUAAGGCCUUAAGGCCCAUGGUCACUAUGCUCAUGUCCAAAGCUAUUAAUUAUCACUUAAAUAAAGAAUCAAGACAAUUGCUGCAUAAACAACGACAAAUCGCUUUGUUUUCUGAAAUGGUGCAUUCGGCCAGUUUGGUACAUGAUGAUGUUAUUGAUCAGUCUGAUUUUCGUCGUGGCAAACCAAGUGUGAAUGUAUUAUGGAAUCAUAAAAAGGUUACAAUGGCUGGUGAUUAUAUUUUAUCGGUGGCUUCCAUAAUGAUUGCCCGUCUGAAAAGUGACGAUGUAACAAUCGUUUUAAGUCAAAUUUUAACUGAUUUGGUACAAGGUGAAUUUAUGCAGUUGGGUUCAAGGGAAACUGAAAAUGAACGUUUUGCCCACUAUUUAACAAAAACAUACAGGAAGACGGCUUCUCUGAUAGCCAAUACAUUAAAAGCGACAGCUGUUAUUGCUGAAGCUGAUGAAAAUAUGACCGAGCUUGCUUUCCAAUAUGGCCGUAAUAUUGGUUUAGCUUUCCAAUUAGUGGAUGAUAUGCUGGACUUUGUUUCUUCCACAGAGACGAUGGGUAAACCAACAGCAGCCGAUUUAAAAUUGGGUCUUGCAACGGCGCCUGUUUUAUUUGCCUGCGAAAAGUAUCCCGAAUUAAAUCCCAUGAUUAUGCGCCGAUUUGGUGAACCCGGUGAUGUAGAACGUGCCUUUGAAUUAGUACACAAAUCUCAUGGUUUGGAACAAACUCGCUUUUUAGCCAAGAAACAUUGUAUUGAAGCGAUACGAUUGGCCCAGGAAAUGACAGAGUCACCCUAUCAGAAGGGUCUGCAGGUGGUAGCUGAUUUAGUCAUUAAUCGCAUGAAAUAAUAUUUUUUUCAAAGCGUUUAAAUUUAUUAAAUAAUAAUAAUAAUUAUUUCUUUUUAAUUAUAAUAUAAAAUUUGAACAAUUAUUUUUGGCCAAAACAAAAAUAUUUACAAAAUUACAAAUUUAUUAAUAAUAAUUUAUAAAACCCUUUUUUUAUAUACAAAACCACACACACAUAAACAUGCAUACACAAAUGAUUGUAAAGCAUAAACAGCAAAAAAGCUUAAACAGCAAAAAUUUAAAAUAAAAUAAAAAAAGUUUAACAAAAAAUCAUAAUGAAAAAGAAUCUAGUUAAUAAGUCUUGUUGACAUUGUAAAUAAUUUCAAAAUAAAAAAAGAAAAACAUAUAAAAUGAUGUAAAAAAUUUAAAGAAAACAAAACUUUAAUAGAAAAUGAAAAAAUAACAAAUUAUAUACAAUUUAAAAUUGUACAUACAGUGAAACACAAAACAAAUUUUAUAUGUACAUAAUAUACAAAAUUAAAAUUUAUAAUAAUAUUAUACACAAAAUGAACAAACAUUUACAAUAAAACUUUAAACUUUUUGUAAAAAUCUACAAAAAUUAAAUAAAAAUAGUCAAUUUUUAAACAGUUUUAAAGUCCUGUGUCAAGAUCCACACAUCUCACAAAUAACAAUUUAACACUCUCUCCCCGAUUCACCACCCCUUAAACUUAAAUAAAACAAAAAAAAAAACAAACUUGUUCAUUUUUCUUUUUGUGUUCUUUUUUUUUGAUAAGAAAAUAUUAAAAUUAUUAAAAAAAUAUUAUUGAUUGUUGUUAAUAAAGUAAAUUAUAUCUAAAAUAAAUAAUAUUAAAAAUUAAAGAAAAAAUAAAAGAUUUAAAAAACAUUUUGUUAAAGUUGUAUGGAUGUACGUACGUAAUUUUAUAGUCAAUAUUUCUAAUUAUUUUUCUUAAACUCUUUAAACAAUAUUUGUACAAUUGUUUACAAUUUAUAUUGUUUCUUAUUUUUCUUUUGGAGAUAUUUUAAAUAAAUUAUUCUUUUUAUUAUUUUUUUUAUUUGAAAAUCUAUUUUUCUUUUAAAUUAAGCAAAUUAAGACAAAUCUAUUGAAAUUCUUAUUAUUUUCUAUAAAAAUUUUUUGUAAAUCAAGAAAAACUGAAAAUGUUGUAUAAUUUAAUAAUUGAUUUGAUAUUUUAAAUAAAGC
Lucilia sericata (common green bottle fly) is the source of this 2256-nucleotide messenger RNA. Its product is annotated as decaprenyl-diphosphate synthase subunit 1-like. The transcript has 7 exons. Lineage: Eukaryota; Metazoa; Arthropoda; Insecta; Diptera; Calliphoridae. Gene Ontology annotation, molecular function: prenyltransferase activity. Bases 264 to 1100 code for a protein of 278 amino acids. Gene Ontology annotation, cellular component: transferase complex; mitochondrion. Gene Ontology annotation, biological process: isoprenoid biosynthetic process; ubiquinone biosynthetic process. The record is from RefSeq and is a predicted model, not a curated record.